Messenger RNA from Staurois parvus, 286 nucleotides. The record is from the annotation of a GenBank genome assembly. NCBI's taxonomy places the organism in Eukaryota, Metazoa, Chordata, Amphibia, Anura, Ranidae.
UAGUGUCAAGCAGGGGCGGACUGACCAUUCGAAAACUCGGGCACUGCCCGAGGGCACAGGGGUCAGUAGGGGGCCCCAUGAGAUGCCCCUGGUACCUUUUUCAUAGGCUUUUUUGAGUUUGGGCAAGGACACAGGGGCCCCAUGAUCCCCUAUUGCCCGGGGCCCCAUGAGUUUUCAGUCCGCCCCUGUACACAAUGGAUGGCUUUCAUUCGUGCACAAUCAUUUCAUUCAUGCACAAUGAAUCAAUCACAGCCCAUCUGUACCAUGUGAUUAGCUGAGGCCAAUC